CAGGCACUUGGCUUCUUGUGGUAUUCUGAUGACCAGAAUUUCUUCUUUGCAAGUACCUGUAAUGAGCUAUACCUUUUCAAGAACUUUCUUCAACAUUGCUGCACCACUAGUAAAUAAAAGAAAAGAAUAUUCUGAAAGAAGAAUUAUAGGGUAUUCUAUGCAGGAAAUGUAUGAAGUUGUUGCUGUUGUGGAGAAUUACAAACUAUUUGUGCCUUGGUGUAAAAAGUCAGAUAUAUUAUCAAAGCGCUCUGGAUACUGCAAAGCACAGCUAGAAAUAGGAUUCCCUCCUGUAGUAGAGAGGUAUACAUCAGUUGUUACCCUAGUGAGACCACAUUUAGUUAAGGCAUCCUGCACAGAUGGAAAACUAUUUAAUCACUUGGAAACGGUGUGGCGUUUCAGCCCAGGUAUCCCUGGUUAUCCAAGGACAUGUACAUUGGAUUUUUCAGUUUCUUUUGAAUUUCGUUCACUUCUACACUCAAAACUGGCUACGCUAUUUUUUGAUGAAGUGGUAAAGCAGAUGGUAGCUGCCUUUGAAAGAAGAGCAUCCAAACUCCAUGGCCCAGAAACAAGCAUACCUCGGGAGCUAAUGCUUCAUGAAGUUCAUCACACGUAAAAGGCAAAUUAUAAACUUGUUUGUACACUUCAUUUGUACAAGAGGUGCCACGCUCUGCCUUUGGGGCACCUAUUUCAUAUCUGACCUUUGUGUGUGAUUUCAUACCGUACCAAACACACCUGUUUGGCCAUGUGUGUAUAUAGAAAGUUCAAGCUGCAAUCAAGUGCGACUUAAAAAGUGUUAUCAGUAGCAGACAAUUGGCAGCUACUGUAACACAACAUAUCUCAGGCUGCCGUUCAUCAACUUGCCAAAUGGUUUGUGUAAUCACAGUGUAAGUUCUGCCUUAUCCAAGCUUAUGUUUUUUUCAGCAUCGUAACAUAUUAACUCAAGUUUAAGUUAUUAGUAGUGUGAAUCUAACUUAACAGCAUCAACGGUCAACCCAGCCACAAGAAGGGAAACUGACAUUCUGGCUUUGGGGAGUAUGAACAGUUUGUCAGGCAUCAAGCAGCAGGCGCUUGUAAUCCAAAUGAACGACAAGUGUAACUCGGGAGUCUCCAGCUGCUGUUGAAUUCUGACCAGCAACUGCAACAGGAAAAACAACACAGCCUGAACACUCCUGAGUUUUCAGAUGUUAAACAUAAGGGGUACACAAAACAUAAGUACCACCGUAAUUGCAAUGUAGCAGUUUCAGCUAUAGCCCAUGGUUCUCAGCUGCCUGGGCUCUAGACACUUUAGGUAUGUUGGGCAGGUUCAACUUGCCUACCUGCCACUGUUUUGCCGUUACACAUCGCAGUUAGGUUAUGGUAGAUAUAUCUUGUCUAAUGCAAGCAUUUCCCAGUUCCAACACAACUUUAAACCAAGUAAAUGUUACCUCUUUGAGAACUCGGGCAGGGAUUCACAACACUCUGUACUACAGUGCUGUCCUCCCUGGAAGGAAGGAACAAGAUGUCCUCCACUUACUGCAGACAAGCACACCCAAGGCCAGUUGUCAUUAAAAAACAUACAAUAGAGAGCUAAUCUUAGUUCUUAAGAUUUUUUUUUCAGUACCACACUACCAUUUAAUUAUCAGUCCAUUAUGAUGGUACCAGCCAUAUUGAUUAAAUUCAUUUUCAGUAGUUCUCUUCCUGACAUUAGUAUUCUCUUUCUAGUCUCUGAAGAAAUGUUAAGUUUUAACCGAUUUAAAAUCCUGUCUAUAUGCUGCCUUGCACUACCCCAUUUCCUUACUGAAAUUAGGUAAAGCUUCACAUCAGGUGUUGGAGCUGGUCCUUUCUCCAAAGUGUCUGUCAUCUACAUGGCUGCUACAGAAUAGUGUAUUAAAUAGCAGAGGAAGGGAGGGUUCUGGACAAAGACAGCCCUGAAGCGGUCUCAGACAGGGCUGAUAACUUAAGAGAUAGUUUUCAGGAAAGAGCAAUUGAAAUUUCACACAUCCUAUCUAUGAAGGAUAGUUCUGAUUAAAGGUACAAAGCUGGGGAAAGUGACAGCUGGAUUAAGAGGUCAGUUUUACAGCACUGUGAAGUUGUAAACCAGUUUCCUAUGUUGAGUCAAUCGGAGAUAAACAUACACAAGUCUGGGAACACCACUAUUUUGAAGUCUGGAAAGCAGAGUUGAAAAGCAAGCAGAAAAGAGUUUAGGCAACAGGCUGGGUCAGGUUAAAGAACACAUUAGGUGGCAAAGCUGUCACUUUUAAGGGUAAAGCAGCAUCUAGUGCAAAAUAAUUCAAACUAAAUCCUGGAGCCCACUACCAGAAAGCUGGAAGACAAGACUGGAAGUCUCAAGGCAAGGAGGUAACCACAUACCACACCUGAGCAAGAGAAGUAUUUAAAAACCCCACAUCCCUUUCUUAACAAGGAUGACUUACCCAUCUCCUACCCUUAGCGCACUUUCCCUCCCACAAGACUGUG
Molecule: messenger RNA, 2454 nt
Organism: Haliaeetus leucocephalus (bald eagle)
Lineage: Eukaryota; Metazoa; Chordata; Aves; Accipitriformes; Accipitridae
Gene: COQ10B
Product: coenzyme Q10 homolog B (S. cerevisiae)
Exons: 4
Coding region: 29-613 (194 amino acids)
Biological process (GO): cellular respiration; ubiquinone biosynthetic process
Cellular component (GO): mitochondrion
Molecular function (GO): ubiquinone binding
Source: RefSeq, a predicted model, not a curated record